Molecule: messenger RNA, 2011 nt
Organism: Cetraspora pellucida
Lineage: Eukaryota; Fungi; Glomeromycota; Glomeromycetes; Diversisporales; Gigasporaceae
Source: the annotation of a GenBank genome assembly
AUGAAUUCACAAUACCAAAAAAACAAAUCAUCAGAAAGAAAAAGGGCGAAUCCCUUAAUUGAUUUAAUAGAAACAGAAAAGACAUACAUAAAUGAUUUAAGAUGUUUGCUAAAGAGAGUUACAUCCUGUUGGAGUUCUAAGGAUCUUCCUCCGCCCGAAUUGGAUAUACUGUUCCUUGCUAUCGAGGAAAUUUAUAAACGGAACAAACAAUUUUACUCAAAAUUGGCAAAGCUUGGCGCAUCCCCUCAGUCCGCAGAAGAACUUGGAGAUACUUUAGUAGGCUGGGUGGAUGAAAUGGAAGAACCAUACACAAAUUAUUGUCGAAAGUAUCGACAAGGCUUUGAUGAUAGAAAGGAUAUUGAGGAAAAUUUGGUUUUACAGCAGACUUUAAAUGACAUUUCCGCCGAAAACAAUCAGCCAGUAUCAUUAGAUUACUUUUUUGACAUCCCAAUGAAAAGGAUUCACUAUUAUAAAAAAUUAUAUAUGCGCCUAUUUAAAAGCACGGAACCUGGUCGUUCCGAUCACAUUAUUUUGGCUUCUGCAAACGAAAGACUUGAUCUUCUCAUUAACCUAGAGAAGCAAGUUAAAGAAUCAAAUUUAAAAGAUCCGAUAAUCACUUCCCAAAAGUUAUAUCACACUGUACCUUCACAUUUAGUGGAAGAACGUGCCAUAACUCCUAACAAAGAUCAAGUAUUCCCUUCAAACAAUUCUCUAGAGCAAGAGCCAGAAUCCUACUCUCCUUUACGUGAACGAAUUCAACAAGAUCAUAUUCAUUCUCCAAUGCCACAAAGACUCCAUUCCCCAAUUUCUCCGAUACAAGAUUACGAAUACCCUCAGGUUCAGAAACAAGUUAAUGAACCUAUAUAUGCAGAAGUUAUGGAGUCCACAAUAUCUGAUUACUUUUCCAAUGACGAUCAGCCUGAUUGGAAUAUAUUAGACUUACAAAAUUUUAUCGACACUUCAAAAACUUUUGAUAUACUUACCAAACAACCCAGAAAAAUAAAUUUGAACCUACAACCGUCAAGUUUGCCUUUCAAACGAGAAUUAAUUCUCUAUGAUGAUUUCAUUAUUGAAGUUCCUGAGUACGAUAGUGAUGAAAGAUUUCAUGUGCGUGCGCACUUGUUCUUAUUGACCGAUCUCCUGUUGGUUUGUCAAAAAAUUGACAUAAAAGACCAACAUAAUAUUCCCAAUUUUAAAUAUUGGCUAAUGUAUCAACCGUUGAGCGGAAAACAUUUGUCUAUAAGGGAUAUAAGUUAUGAGGAAGGAGACAUGUUGGAAUUAACUAUAAUGAGAGAUGAGACCAUGAUCAUUUUUCCUCAGUCAGACAACAAGAAAGAUAUUUGGUUCAAUGAAAUCUCCAAAGCGAUAAAGUUUGCCUCAGCUGGUGCUAUUAACUCCAUAUUGCCUACGAAUUUUUGCGCAAAAGGUCAAUCAGGAAUCAAUAGGGUAACCUUGAUUGACCUCUCCAUUGAUGCCCAAAUCAGAAUGGUGAGACCGCAAGUCAAUACAGAUGUAAGAAAUUUGAAUUCAGCAGGUAGCAGUCCUAACACGCUAUCUACAUCUCCAAACACGGGUGCUUCUUUAACACCUAAUAGCUUGAGUCAAUCAAGGUCACCCACAAAUUUGGGACAUUCACCCACAAACAUGGGACAUUCACCCACAAACAUGGUACACUCACCCACAAACUUGGGACACUCACCCACAAACAUGGGACACUCACCCACAAACUUGGGACACUCACCCACAAACUUGGGACACUCACCCACAAACUUGGGACAUUCGGCUACAAACUUGGGACAUUUGUCUACUGGUUCAUUUAAAUCAGGGUUACCAGCAAGACCGAAUCAGUAUCUCGGUCCACGAUCGCGAACCCUUGAUCUUCAACGUGAUUCUGGAGAAGAAUAUGAUUAUAAACCUGGUAGUAACAAUUAUAAUCAAACACAAGAUCGAAUCAGCGAUCCAUCAUCUUCUAGUUCUAUAAAUCGAGCGCAAUUAAUGUCAUCUCUUAAAC